GGCGAAACAGGCGACUGCACUGGACAGUUGUAGUGGGUCCUAGCAGAGGAAAAGGCGCCAAGCUCCGUUGACAGACGUGAAUAAGAUGCCUGGACUUGUGCAGAAUGAGAGCAAUGGAAGGGGGAGCCCGAUCAAAAGGAAACGACUUUCCCUUAAGUUUUUUCAGAAAAAAGAAGCCAAACGAGCACUGGAUUUUACUGAGAAGCAAGAAAGUGAACAAAGCCCUUCAGAGACAAAAAAACUGGAUAAAUGUGAGAAGAUGGUGUCUGGAGCCCCUUUGAUAUCUUCAGCUGUUGGAUACGAAAAGAAGGAGGAGCUUCUACCUUUUGUGGGCCUGAACAACCUUGGAAAUACAUGUUACCUAAAUAGUGUACUUCAGGUGUUGUAUUAUUGCCCUGGAUUUAAAACUGGGAUGAAAUUCAUGUAUGAAAUAAUUUCCAAGAAACAAGGGAUACUGAAGAAUGAGGAGGAUCCCAAAAAAGACCAGGACAUAUUAAACAGUCAAGAGGAAUUGCCAAUCUGUUUGGAGCUGAUCUGCAAUUUGCACAACUUGAUUGUAUCAAUGGAACAGAUACAAACCAACUAUCUUCUAACUGCAGAGAAUUACAUUGAGGGUGAACUUGCUGCUCAGCCUAAGAGACUGAUGAGUACGCUGAAAGAGCUGAAUCCAAUGUAUGAUGGAUACCUGCAGCAUGAUGCCCAAGAGGUUUUGCAAUGCAUUUUGGGAUAUGUCCUGGAGGCUUGUCAGUUGUUAAAGAAAAGUGCAUCUGUUGAAGAAAACAUAGACUCUGACACAACUGUUAAGAAUAAAAUGAACAGGCCACUUGAAAUUUUAUCCUCUAAUAACCUGAUAACCAGAAAUAAUGCAGCAGUAAAAGAGGAAAUGCUGAAGAAAAAGAAAAAUGGGAAAAGAAAAAGUGAAACACAAGCUGGAAAUGCCAUGAAAAAAUCUAAGCUGCCUAAGGAUCUGAAAAAAUCCGAAGAGAAACGACAAACGAGACAGAACAGAAAACUUUCUGGGGAUGCUAUUGAACAAGAACCUGAUAUUGGUACUCGGAGUGUAUAUGAAAAUGGUACUGUGUGCUCUCUUCCUCAGAAGAAAACAGAACUUGGAUUAAGAUGGCCAAAACAGACAGUGAAGCAGCCAAGUAUACUUUCCAAAUUCUGUAGUCUUGGCAAGCUAACAUCAAAUCAGGGCAUCAAAGAGGCAAGAAAAGAUCCUGAAGUAAAUGGAAAUCGACCAAGUUGUACUGAAGCGGCAAAAGAGGACAGUUCAACAGAGCACGAUUGUUCUGCAUCAGAAUGCAAAACCCAUUAUGCCACAGAAACCACUGAUGAGAUAAAUGGAGGCCUAUGUGAAAUUGAAGACCAGGGCACAAGGAAAGCAGAGUUGCCUGGCUUUGAAUUGCUGGAUGGAAUGUUCCAAGGACAGUUAGUUUUGAGAACACGAUGUUUGGAGUGUGAGUGUUACUCUGAGCGAAGGGAGAAUUUCCAGGAUAUCAGUGUCCCUGUUCAAGAAAGUGACUCUAAGGAAGGAGAUGGUUCUGAGGUAUCUCCAGAACCAAAGAUGGAGAUAAAAACAUUGAAAUGGGCAAUAUCACAGUUCGCUUCAGUGGAACGAAUAGUUGGUGAAGACAAGUAUUUCUGUGAAAACUGUCAUCAUUACACAGAGGCUGAACGCAGCUUAUUGUUUGACAAGAUGCCAGAGGUUGUUACUAUCCACUUGAAGUGUUUUGCAGCAUGUAGCUCAGAAUUGGAGCCCUAUGGCAACCUAUCAAAAGUGAAUACUCCUUUGCUGACGCCUCUUCAGCUUUCUCUGGAAGAAUGGAGCACAAGAGAGACCAGUGACUUCUAUGAGCUAUUUGCUGUAGUUAUGCAUAAUGGGGUGAGCAUUAGUAGUGGUCAUUACACAGCCUAUGUAAAAAUGACCUGUUUGGGCAAUCAGAAAAUGCUCAAAGAAGAAUCUGCAUUGAACUGUGCAAAUGAUAUGAAACAGGAACCAUUCUGUGAGGAGGAUGAAAGAGGCUCUCUUUGUUCACAAGAAUAUGAUGAUGUGGAGAGAUCAGUUAAAUUAAAGGGAAACUUCCAAACAGCAGCAACUGCUAAAACAACAAAGAAAAAUGCAGAAAGUGUUGGGCUCCUUGGUGGACAAAAGAGUAUAUCCAAUUUUGAUCUGCAUGUCCCCAAGAACAAUCCUGAAAAACCUGGGACAAGACUAAAAGAAAAUGUGAAAUCUGAUAAUUGCAAAGGAAAACAUGUUCAUCCUGUUAAAGACCAAAGUUUUUGCAACAACCAACUGGGAAUGUUCGAAACUGGGAGAAAUAUCCCUGAAAAUCAGAUUCCUCAAAGCUGCUGUAGUCUGUUGGAAUAUGAAGGAAAAUGGUUGCUGUUUGAUGAUGCUGAAGUGAAGCUUACAGAUGAGCAAGAUUUUCUUAGUUCACUUUCUCCAUCAACCUCUUGCACAUCAACUCCAUACCUAUUGUUUUACAAGAAAAUGGCAAACCCUUAAACAAAUCCAUCUGAAAGAUUGCUAUGAGUGACUUUAACACAGGAUGUUUUCUUUCACUGCUUAUUCUUGUACAUUUAAUAUAGUGCAGUGUUUUUAAACCUUGAAUCCUUUGUGUUAUUUGCCAGUAUAAGCUGUCUGAACUAUGUGCGCUUCCAGGUUUGUUCAAAAAUGAAGAUUUCUAGGCACUAAUUUUAAAAGCACAUUUAGGUUUUUUGCAAAUAAUGGUGGGUGCAAAAUUAGUUUCUUGCCUACUUGCAGCAGGAUUAGAUUUUAAAACUACUUCUGUAUUCCCAUUAUGAUUGAAUGUUUAAAACACCUUUGCCACACUUGUCCAUGUUGCUCCACAGCCAACAAAUGUAAACCUAAAGAAUAUGAUUACUUGCAAGUUAGGUUUGUAUUGUAGCAAAUACUUGACAAACUUUCUCCCAGUGCAGUGACAUUUUCUCCUCCUUCAGACCUUUGCCAAUUCAGGGACAAGAUCCCCACUAUCUCUUGAUCCUGCCCUCCUGAGGUCAGAACUUGUGCACUGAGUACCACAGCAGAUGUUACCAGCUGAACACUUUGUGGCACAAAUGGGUUAGCAUGUUUGGUUUUUAACUGAAAUGUUGGUGAUUUGUGACCAUCAAGGGAUGAAAAGUACUCAGUCUUUUUUGUGGAUUGGUUAGCUCAAUCUGGAAUAUAGUCACAGGUGUGCUUUUUAAAUUUGUAUUAUAAAUAUUUGUAGUGUAAAUAUAAAUAAAUUUGUAUGAAGUUUAAUUGUA
Molecule: messenger RNA, 3270 nt
Organism: Rhincodon typus (whale shark)
Lineage: Eukaryota; Metazoa; Chordata; Chondrichthyes; Orectolobiformes; Rhincodontidae
Gene: usp1
Product: ubiquitin specific peptidase 1
Exons: 9
Coding region: 86-2509 (807 amino acids)
Biological process (GO): protein deubiquitination
Cellular component (GO): cytosol; nucleus
Molecular function (GO): cysteine-type deubiquitinase activity; cysteine-type endopeptidase activity
Source: RefSeq, a predicted model, not a curated record